Molecule: messenger RNA, 2072 nt
Organism: Owenia fusiformis
Lineage: Eukaryota; Metazoa; Annelida; Polychaeta; Sabellida; Oweniidae
Source: the annotation of a GenBank genome assembly
AUAUAACUUAAAAGUUCGGGGUUACCACAUAAGAAUAUAUUAGUUUACUGUGUUUGAAUAAAAAAUAAACAUCACAAAAUGUAUAUGCAACAGUUUGAGAGCUUAAAAAUAGCACAAAUAAUAUUUUGUGGUUAUUGAUUUGUUAAUGAGACUAGCGGUAUUUCCAAAAUGGCAGAAGAAAUUCGAGACGAGCCGAUGGCCUCUCCCAAAGCUCAAAUUCCAGGACGUUGGGACCAUGUCAAAAAGUUCUUGGAGAGGACAGGCCCAUUUGCUCACCCUGAGUUUGAACCAAGCGUAGAGGUAUUAGAUUUCAUGUUGGAGUCAUGCAAAAUAUUGGUGAUAGGAGCUGGAGGUCUUGGUUGUGAACUUCUCAAAGAUUUGGCUCUGAUGGGGUUCAGGCAGAUCAGUGUUAUAGAUAUGGAUACAAUAGAUGUCUCUAAUCUCAACAGGCAAUUCCUAUUUAGACCCAAAGAUGUAGGCAAGGCCAAAGCAGACUGUGCAGCUGAAUUUAUCAACAAUAGAGUACCAGGCUGUAAUGUCACUCCAUAUUAUGCCAAAAUACAGGACUUCGACAGUUCAUUUUAUAGAGGAUUUCAUAUAGUUGUGUGUGGCUUAGACUCGAUCAUUGCAAGAAGAUGGAUCAAUGGCAUGUUGCUGAGUUUGCUCAAUUAUGAAGAUGAUGGUACAUUAGACAUGUCAGGUAUCAUUCCUAUGAUAGAUGGAGGCACUGAGGGGUUCAAGGGAAAUGCGAGGGUUAUAAUCCCUGGCAUGACGGCCUGUAUUGAAUGUACCCUCGACCUUUACCCACCUCAGGUAAACUUUCCCAUGUGUACAAUUGCUUCAACUCCUAGAUUACCAGAGCACUGUAUAGAAUAUGUACGGGUCUUACUUUGGCCACAGGAUAAACCAUUUGGAGAUGGCGUUGCAAUAGAUGGUGAUGACCCACAUCAUUUACAGUGGAUAUUUGAAAAGUCCAUAGAGCGUGCAAAUCAGUACCAGAUCACUGGGGUAACUUACAGACUUACUCAAGGAGUUGUGAAAAGAAUCAUACCUGCAGUAGCAUCAACAAAUGCUGUGAUAGCUGCUGCUUGUGCCACAGAAGUAUUCAAACUUGCAUCUCAGUGUUGUUUGCCACUAAGUAACUAUAUGAACUUCAAUGACACAGAAGGGGUCUACACUUACACAUUUGAGGCUGAAAAGAAGGAUGACUGUGUGGCGUGUAGUAACAUCCCAAAACCUCUCAAAUUCACAGAGGACUCAACACUUGGCCAAAUUAUUAAUCACUUGAAGGAACAUGGUGACUAUCAGUUCAAAUCACCUGGCAUUGUGACAUUAAUAGAUGGGAAAAAUAAAACAUUAUACAUGAACACAGUCAAAUCUAUAGAGGAAAGAACUAAACCUAAUCUCAAGAAAACAAUAAAAGAACUUGGACUGCUGGAUGGCCAAGAAAUCUAUGUUGCAGAUUCUACUACACCUAAUUCAUUAACAUUUAAACUUCAACUUACCAGUAGUAUGGAUCGAGACUCAUAGCACAACUGUAUACCUACAGUAACCAGCAAGUAAUAAGAUAAACCUUGUUACCCUAAGUCAACAUGCUUAAAUGUAUAGAAUUGGCAGAAACCCGUGUGCUCCAUUCAAAUUAAAUAGAAGAAUAAAAUGGAGAGGCACAAGGAAAGAAUAUUUGCCAUGGUUGAGAACUGCAGUAUCAUGUAGUAAAGGAAGAGGCAAAAAAUGCAUAGGAAUUAUUUUAAAUCAUUAGGACAUUGAAAUUCUUAACAAGGAUUUGGGAAUGUAACCUGAUGCUAUACUAGGUUAUGAACCCUGGUUGAUGUACAGUGUAUAUCAUUGCCAGGGAACAUAUAUGCAUUGCUAGGUAAGCAAUCUGUAUGACUCUGCAAAGCAAUCACAUUUGAUUGAGAAAUCGGGAAUUUAUUAAUGGGGAAGGAAACAAAAUAGAAGCUGUCUAGUUUAUCUUGUUGACAAUCCACAAAUAAUAGUAAACCAUAUUUAUGUCACAUACAUUUUCAUUGUGUCAUGACAUCAUCACAUUGGCUUUUAUGAGGUAUUAUAUU